AUGAGCAAAAAAUCUAUAGAUGAAGUUUUCUCUAAACCAGGGUUGAAACUCAUGAACCAUGUGGUAGCAGGCUAUCCUAAUCCAAAAAUGUGCUUGGAUUGCCUCCAAGCAAUGGAAGCCAAUGGCACGGAUAUGGUUGAAAUUCAAAUUCCUUUUACUGAUCCAAUGGCAGAUGGUCCCACUAUAGUUAAAGCCAACCAUGAUGCUCUUUCCAGCGGAAUGAAUGUCAAAAAAACUUUUGAAUGGAUAAAGGAAGCUAAGGGAAAAACUCAAUUACCUCUUCUUAUCAUGACCUAUUACAACAUUCCCUAUCAAAUGGGCUUAAAGGAAUUUUUCCGCCGUGCUGUGGAUUGCGGGGUGAGUGGGAUUAUCAUUCCAGACAUUCCCUUUGAUGAAGCCCAUGAACAUUAUCCAGAUAAAAUAUCUUCAUUUGACCUUCAUCCCAUCCUGGUUGUCUCUCCAACCACAACAGUUGAACGAUUACAAAAAAUCAAUCGAUGGGGUAAAGGAUUUGUCUACACUACCUUAAAAGCUGGGGUCACCGGAACUAAGAAAUUGAUUGACGAUUCGAGUAUUCGUUUCCUGAAGCAAUUAAGGAAUUUCUUCUCCAUCCCCAUUGCUGCUGGUUUUGGUAUUCAUUCCCCUGAACAAGCGAAGGAAUUAUCGGACAAAGUAGACAUGGUAGUCAUUGGCAGCAAGGUUAUUCAAAUUCUUGAUUCCAAAAAAGACCCUCUGUCAUUCAUUGCCGAAUUUAUUCGAUCUUGUAAGUCUGAUUAA
This is a messenger RNA of Ylistrum balloti, 777 nucleotides long. Its product is annotated as tryptophan synthase alpha chain-like. NCBI's taxonomy places the organism in Eukaryota, Metazoa, Mollusca, Bivalvia, Pectinida, Pectinidae. Bases 1 to 777 code for a protein of 258 amino acids. The transcript has a single exon. Gene Ontology annotation, cellular component: cytosol. The record is from RefSeq and is a predicted model, not a curated record. Gene Ontology annotation, molecular function: tryptophan synthase activity. Gene Ontology annotation, biological process: L-tryptophan biosynthetic process.